Parnassius mnemosyne (clouded apollo) is the source of this 4285-nucleotide messenger RNA. The record is from the annotation of a GenBank genome assembly. Lineage: Eukaryota; Metazoa; Arthropoda; Insecta; Lepidoptera; Papilionidae.
AUGGUACAGAGAAGGUUUUGUUUGCAGGAAAAUACAUAAUGAAGAUAUUUAAUUAAAAAUAAUUUACCAGAACAUUAGUUUAAUGGGAAAUUCGCACAAUAAGAGUAAUAUUUACGGGAACCACAAUCAAUCAGUGAAUUCAAGUCGCAACGGCCAACAAUUUACAAGUCAGUUCAGUCUCUCCCAUUUCGUCGGCAACCUUAGCGGGCGUUCUUUUGCGAGCCUAACAAGCAACCAGUCCGUGUACAGCGCAUCGCGACCUUGGUCUCGGAUUUCUAGACGAAGAUAGUGAGUGAAAGCGCUGUGAACCAAGUAAAGGAAGAGGCGCGUAUUCAAUCGGCUUGCGGACACCACCCCUUUAUCGCUGGCGCCGUGUCACGCUGGCAAACAAAGAAAACAUUGUAUAUUGUUUCAGAAUACAUUGCCGGUGGUGAAUUGUUAGCUGUAUUGGAUAAAUACAAGAUAUUGCCUGAGGAGCUUGUGAAAGUGUUUGUUGCUGAGAUUGCUAUAGCCAUUGAUUUUCUUCAUAAUGCUGGAGUCAUCUACCGGGACUUGAAGCCUGAGAAUAUACUUUUAGAUACAGACCAUCACAUUAAGCUUGUUGAUUUCGGUCUUUCGAAGUGGCUACCCAUUGGCUCACGAACAACUACACUCUGUGGCACUUUGAAAUAUAUGGUGUGGGAUUUGACUCGUUACUUUAUUUAAUCGUGAGAUGGCUCUAUGCUCCGGUCAUCCUGUGACCUUUUCUCUUCUGAAAAACAUCGGGAGUGCGUAACGGAGAGAGUUUACGUGAUUAUGUCAGUGGAGGCAGUUGCGCGAGCGACUUGCCAGUGACGACGGCAAGAUGAACGCCCGCAGUAUUUCGUUCGAGAUGUCAAUGGAAGGCAGGCAAGUAGACGAGGUGGUGGCGAGUAUAUUCCACACCGUACUAUUUCAUCGUUCAAGCGGCAAGUUCACCUACAACAACGAGGAGAGCUACUCCAUACGGACAGUCAGCUACAUCGACGUCGAUUGCGAUUUCAUCGACUUCACGUACGUAUGCUGUGAGUCUGAGGCCCUUGGUCGAAACGUGAAGAAGGAGAUAUCGGAGUUCUCCGAUCUAUUACGGACAGCCAGUUCCUCCCCACCGCGAGGGUCUAUCAGUCUCGAGUUCUUUCAGAAGCGGCGCGCCCGCUGGCCUUUCCAACCCGAAUGCGUGCCUUGGGAAGUGUGGACAGUUUGCUGCGAGCUAACUGAAUCACGCAAUGAGCAUGACAUGCACAGCCAACACGAGAGCGUUGUCGAAAUGCUUCAGGACAAGAUAGUCCACAUUACAGAGAUCAUUAACCGUCAUGAAUACGUCCCCAAAAUGCCCAGCCGGUCAGAUGCUGACCUUAUAUUUGACACUUCAUAUGCAGAUAUUCAACCAUACCUUUUUAAAAUACAGUACAAUCUAUCCGGUGCGCCUCCAACCUCUGUUGGCAACACAGUGCGUAAAUUGAUUCGUGAUACUCUAUCAUUGUGAUCUAUAUUAUAUUUAUGUUCCCUUUAUUAUCUGUGGCAGCACAGCAAUGGAUCUUACUUUCUUGUGUUAUUGAUAUACAAAUUGUGUAACAUGAUAUUAAUUUUGUGGAUGUAAAUUAAUGACUAUAUCUUUUGUGUCGUUCUUAUUACGUAACCAUAAAAUAAACCACGCUUUCGAAAAUUCAAAUGUAUUAAAAAGUCACAGCUUAUAAUAUAUAUUUUACUAAUAAAAGAUCUUUUAUCUAAUGUGCAAUUAUUUUUACAAGUGGCAAUUUUGUAAAUACAAAAAUUCAAUUGUAGGUACUUUUAUUUUAUUGACAAUUAUGAACAACUAAUAUUUUUUUUAUUAUAAUCGAAGAUGGUUGGAUAAUUUAAUUCCUAUUUUCAUAACAAAAAUGUACUUAUUUAGCACAAAAUUGCAUAAUUUAAAAUUUACACUGUUGCCGGUGUUAAGUAUCUAACAUAACAUUAACUAGUCCCUAUUUUAACUUGUAAUGUUUUUUUUUCUUUUAUAUAUUGUGUCUAAUAUUUUGUUUGGUAUUGACUAACUGAUGUAUUUAUUUCGUGAUUUAAAUAUUUAUCGUUAAUCUGUUGUAAUAAUAGUAAUAAUACAAAUUAGUUGUAGAAUUGUUUUGGAGCAAAGGCUGGUUGAUGUGUCCACUCAUUUUUUAAGGUUUGUCUUCACAACUUACUUAAGUUUUGACGUUUUUAUAUUUCCAUGUUAGGUAACUAAAUAGUGUUUAUUUGUAAUUAUUCACAACUAAAGUAGUAUAUAAUUUAAAAUUACCUAAAGAUUAAUGAGGUUUGUACAUAUUUGUUUUAUAUAAUUUCCCGCCAUUUCUAUUUUAACAAGUUCUGUUGCAUGUUCAUUAUGAAUGGGUAAUAUUAGUUAUUUGCUGAAGUACAAAAGCUUCGGUCACUAAGCGUGCCACUCGUUGAUAUUUGAUUUAUUAUUUAGAAAUAUACGUGUUUGUUUAAUUUUGAAUCUUAUUUUGUGAUAUUGCCAAUAAUGAAGCGAAAAAUAACAUAAAUAAACAUGUAGAGUACAUUUAAUUUCACACUUAUUUAAACUUUUAGAAUAGAAAGUUAUAUUACAACUAAAACACGUUUAACUAGCUAGGUGUAUGCUAUAGGAUUUGUAAAUAAUGUAUAUAAAAUUAUAGAUUUCUCCUUUAUGUAUAGAUAAGGUUGAGGUAUUAAGAGCUUUAUAAAAUUAAAUGUUCAGCUAAACGAACUUUUUAAACAGUGAAAUAUAAUUUAAUACAAUCAGUGAGUUUAGUAUAACUAGUGUUCAGAGCUCUAAUUUUAAAUUAGUGAAUGGUGCAUAGAAUGUAUUGUGUGUAACUAGUAUAACUGAAGUAUUUUCUCACUAAUAGAUUACUUAUUUGUAAAAUAUUUUCAGAUGGUUCGAUGAUUGCACCAUCGCCAUCAGUUCAUCUCUCGUAUGGAUAGUUGUUUUUCUGUUCAAUAUGAUAUAGCAAAUUUUUUAUAACACUUCUAUGCUAGAAAGUCCAUCCAUAAUAAAACUUCUGAUUUACUUUCCUACCUCAUUUUGUGACUAGACUUAGUGUAUAUUACAUCUCAAUUGGAAAGUGAUUUCCUUUUUCCUAGUUCUAUUUAUCAUCAUUAUAUUUGUCACCAAAGAAGAGGCUGUACAUACGUUGCAACUACAGGAACAUUCAAAUAAAUAAAAAAACUAUAAUUCUAAAUAUCGUUCUUUGUUCUUUAAUACAAGCAUUUUUUCAUAUCAGCGAGUACCUUAUGAAGCGUAAUUUCGCAACAUAAUUUAUAGUCGUAUGUAGUGAACCCGGUGAUAGGACAAUAUAUUAUUCUAUCAUAAUAUAUUAUAAUAAUAUCCUUUAUUAUGUGCCUCGUUUUAAUUCGUAAAAGUAUAGUAUGUCGAGCACAUUGUAAAUUAUAUAACCAAUGCACACAUUUAAGGCCUUAUUUGAAAGAUGAUUUUGAUAUAUCUUAAAUGUGUCUAAUAAUGGCUGUUUUAUAUUAGAGUUUAUGGUGAAUGAGAAUGGAGCUAUCUGUUGUGAUGUAUGAGUUCAAAAAAUGCAAAAAAUUUGUCUUGUGAUAAUUUAUACUAUAAAUAUGUGAAUAAAUUAUGAAAUAUUAAUCAAUUGUUUUAUUUUAAGUUAUUUUGAUCACUGUAUGAUACAACCUCAGCCCACAGGUGAAUAACUCAUUUGUUUAUGUACUUCAACUCUUCAUGAUUGCACUAUAGAAUAAUAUGUUUAGUCCGUUUUAAUCAAAUUUCAAAAGAAUGUAAGUAAACACAUGUUUAAAUUUAUUUUUUUAAACAAUAAAUUGUACGAUGUUAAUCUACAUAAAACAUGUUUUACAUUGGUUUGUAAUUUUAAACUGCUAAAUAUUUAUAUUACCUAAAGAAUACCUAAUCAUUCUGUACAUUCGAAAACCAAUUAAUUGGAACAGACUAGACGGUUUGCGUACGCGUUACAUAUUAGGGGAGGAGUAAUCUGAGUUCUCUCAAAAGGGCAACCCAAGAAUGAUAGUACUGAAAAGAACGUGAGGAAACGUCUGAAAAAGGACCUCUAAAGCCUUUCUUAUGAAACACUGGUAACCCGCCAAGGGUUUGUCUGGAUAGGAUUUAUUUAUGUAGCGUCAUUUAGAUUUAAAAAAGUCAAAGACCAUUUUUGUUAUAUUUUUUUUUCUAUAAACUUUGAAUAAAAUAUAGCCUAGAUUCCUUCUGGCUUUGCUAUCUAUCUGUUCGUAAUGUUUAAAGUCAAAACACCUUUUUUUUGUGAUAAAAUAUAUU